Molecule: messenger RNA, 711 nt
Organism: Chaetomium globosum CBS 148.51
Lineage: Eukaryota; Fungi; Ascomycota; Sordariomycetes; Sordariales; Chaetomiaceae
Exons: 2
Coding region: 1-711 (236 amino acids)
Source: RefSeq, a predicted model, not a curated record
AUGCUCCGCCAGACUGCCCUUCUCGCUCUCGCCCUCGUGCCCGCCACCUUCGCCCAGGUCGCCGAAGACUUCGAGGGCGGCUGGGACGAGACAGCAUGGCCUACCUACGCCCCUGACUGCAACCAGGGCGGUAAGGUCGCCCUGGACAGCUCCACCGCACACAGUGGCUCGAACUCCAUCCGGGUCGACGGUGCUGGUGGCUUCUGCGGGCACAUCUUUUUCGGCACGAAGAGCAUCCCCAGCGGAGAUCUUUAUGUCAGGGCUUGGGUCAAGGCGUCAAAGGCCCUCACCGACUCCCACGUCACCUUCAUUACCAUGCCGGAUCCCGCUCAGGGCACCAACAAGCACCUACGCAUCGGCGGCCAGAGCAAGAUCCUGAUGUACAACCGCGAGUCCGACGACGCCACCCUCCCGGACCUAUCCCCGCAGGGUAUCGCCGCCUCGGCCGCCCUCCCCACGGGCGAGUGGCAGUGUUUCGAGUACCACGUCGGCACCGACGGCUCUAUCGAGACGUGGCUUAACGGCGAGGCCGUUGAGGGUUUGACCAGCGUGCCGGGCGAUGGCAACCCCAACGCCGGCCAGUGGCAGCGGAGCAGCAUCAAACCUACGCCAGAGGCUGUAUACUUCGGCUGGGAGUCGUACGGCGGCGACACCAACACAUUCUGGUACGACGACAUCGCCAUCGACUCGGCCCGCGUUGGGUGCGAGUAA